ACCAGGACCGGUUGGAAGCCUGUCACAAGCGAUACACCUCUGAAAAGGAGGCUCUAUUGUCUGCUGCUAAUCUCGAGCGAAUAAACACCUCGACCCAGAGUGACUACGCCUGCGAGUUCUUGCAAACUGUCAUCUACGACAUGAACUCACGCAACAAGUCACAGCACAAGGCCUGCACAUCAAGUGCUACAGCAAAGCAAGAUGAAUUACGCAACCAGAUGCAAAGUGAGAUAGAGAAGGUGGAAGAGCAGGGAAGUCUACAGAUAGAAGAGGUGUGGCACAGUAUACAGCAGGUAUUGAAGGACUAUGUGACUGACACUGCGCCCAACCGACCUCACUACAACGCUUUGCGUGCCAAGGAUAAGGCCAACACUGAGCAACUGCUUCGCCACUGUGAUACUGUCAACAAGUAUUCGGACUUAAUAGUGGAUCUGAAGCAACAGUUGGCUCUGAUGCAUUGCACCCAUACAGUAAAACUGAAGGAGUUGAGGGAGGAGCAGAGCGAGUUCUUAGCGCAGUUCGACAGGAUGAGACACAGUAUCAACCACAACCAGGCGAGAGAUGAAUCCAAACUGACUACGCUAGCUGUAGUCAGCAGUGAAGUCAUCAAGGAAUUGACAAAACUUGCCCAGAGAGGAGAAUCAAUACUGCAAAUGGCAUCAACUUGUCAAAAAUUUCUUUCUGAAAAAGAAAAGCUCAAAAACUACAGUGCAGUUAUGAGAAAUGAAGAUAAGACUGAGGAUGAUGAAACACCACUGAAAGAAAUGGACAACUUCUGGCAACAGUAUAAUGAGGUUGUGCUGGAGUGUAGGGAGUUGUCUGCAGAAAAAGAUGCUUUGUCUACGGAGAACAAACAGUUGCGGAAAAUUCUACGUCACUACCUCAACACUCUUGUUCGGCCAACCACAGUACCCAGAGCCAUGGCUUGAAUACAGACAAGCAAAAUCUCAGUGGGACAUUAUUUAAUUUUAUUUAUGUUAG
Molecule: messenger RNA, 981 nt
Organism: Homalodisca vitripennis (glassy-winged sharpshooter)
Lineage: Eukaryota; Metazoa; Arthropoda; Insecta; Hemiptera; Cicadellidae
Product: dynein regulatory complex subunit 2-like
Exons: 5
Coding region: 141-929 (262 amino acids)
Biological process (GO): axonemal dynein complex assembly; cilium-dependent cell motility; regulation of cilium movement
Cellular component (GO): axoneme; axonemal dynein complex
Source: RefSeq, a predicted model, not a curated record